Molecule: messenger RNA, 1164 nt
Organism: Chenopodium quinoa (quinoa)
Lineage: Eukaryota; Viridiplantae; Streptophyta; Magnoliopsida; Caryophyllales; Amaranthaceae
Exons: 3
Coding region: 1-1164 (387 amino acids)
Cellular component (GO): plasma membrane
Molecular function (GO): protein phosphatase regulator activity; protein phosphatase 1 binding
Source: RefSeq, a predicted model, not a curated record
AUGACAAUAGUUGAAUAUAACUCAAAUCUAUACAAAAUACGAGCUACUAGUCGUGUAACUGUUAUAAUCCUAUUUAAAAGGUCUGCUUUAGCUGCUAUAUCUGACAUUUCACACAUUGUGGACUUGUUGCUUGAAAAAGAUGACUCGUCAGCCUAUGCAAGAGAUUCCGAUGGCUUUACUCCUUUGUUGAGAGCGGUUCAUAGUGAUCUAUUAGGAAUAGCUAUGAGAAUAUUAUACCAUUGUCCCCAAUCAAUAAAACAAUAUGACUAUGAAGGUCGAAAUAUAUUUCACUGGAUAAAGUUUCGACGUAAUGAUGAUAGAAUCAGAGAGUUUCUUAAAGUUGUUCCACAUAUGGGGGUUUUCAUUAGAAGCAGUGAUAAUAAGGAAGAGAUGCCAUUACACCUUGCUAUAAAGAACAACGAAUUUGGGACCGUAAAGUUUUUAUUGGAAAAUUUGGAUGAGCUUAAGGGAUGGUGGAAUAUACUGGAUUAUAAUAUGAGGAUAGUUCCUGAUUUACUAGCCAUAACCCAAGACAUUCCUCGUUGGUUUCUAGAUUUCUUUUCUUCAAAAUUUUCCGAACUACCGAAUGAACUUGCAUGGACCGCUGGUAGAAGUUUAUAUGGUAUCCAUAAGAAAGAAAUAAAGGAACACAUGAGCUCACUUGGGUUGGUGGCUGCCUUACUUACAACAUUAACAUUUACAGCCGCAUUUACUCUUCCAAGAGGGAGUAAUGACGAGAAUGGAACUCCAGUUUUAGCGAAGAAAGUUAUGUUUAAGGUCUUUAUGUUUUCAGAUUUAUUGGGGAUGUGCAGCUCCAUUAUGGUCUUAUUCUGCCUUAUAUGGUUUCUUACAACAUCUCAUAUUUGUUCAAGCGAGGACCUAUUGCUUGUGGAUAUGACCAUCUGUUUGUUGCAAGUAUCAUUCUAUUCAACUCUAGUAGCGUUCAUGGCGGGUGUAUAUGUAACAACUUAUUCCUCUAACCCCUCCUUAGCUAUCUCCACUUGUGUGCUUUGUAGUGUAAUUAUCCUAUUGAUGAGGAAACGUCUUGUCGUGGCAUUCAUGUUAAAAGCCUUUCUCAUCAUUUAUUUCCUCACUGGGAUGUGUGCUCGUGCUAUUACUUUAACUAUUAAGAAGAUUUCCACGUGCUUGAGAUUAAGGCGUUGA